AUGACAUCUAGCGUUGCCCUCGCCAUGGCCAUGGGUGCUGAGACUCUCCCGAACUACGUCCCAGCCCAAGCUCACGAUGCUACGCAUGGAGCAAGCAAUGGCCGGGCGAGAUUGGUUUGUGUGCGUUGCCACAAUAAGAAGAUUCGGUGCGAUAUCCGGCGCGUUGACCAUGAAGGAUAUGAAAUAAUACAGCCGUGCAAGCAUUGCGAGAGAGCAGGGUCGGAGUGCCUUAUUCGUUCCUCUAGACGAGGUACUGCGAAGCGGAAAGCUCGAUGUCCUCGCGGUGUCCCAAGUCACCCCAAUGACGGGAAUCCCGAAGUCGUAGUUCAUGCUACCUGCACCUCAAUUGCGGAGCCGGAUGAAACCUUGCAGACUUUCAACUCCAACCUCAUCUUCUCGCCACCGCAGCCCUUGCCCAACGGCGUCACUUAUCACAAUGAUUCUCUCCUGUCUCGACGCACCUAUCCGGAACAGGAUCAGAAUGAGUACGGGGCCUCCGAUCCAGGUAAUCUUGGAAGCAAAGACAAAUCCCCUUCAGCACGCCUUGAAAAAUCGGCGGUCCCACCUGGCCGGGAGCUCGAUAGCCCCCAACAACAUCACCCACCAAGUUACAUUGGCGACUCUGGAUAUAUGCCAAUCUUCAGUCACGAAAUCGAAAGCAGGGUGGCUCCAUCACCUAAACAACAACAGGUUACGGGGAUCCCGAAUGCUGUGGAUUUCAUCCGGCCUGCACUGAAACAAAGCUACCUGGAUACUUACUUUGAGUACGUUGCAGUGUGGUGCCCCGUCAUGCAUAGGGAAACGUUACAGACCCAGCCGGAUGUACUUCGCUCCUCUCUCUUCACCUAUGCCCUCGCUUUAAGUGGCAACCAAAUCAAUCCGCCGCUGGUGGACCAUACAGAUUCGGCUACACUCUACCAUCGUGCCAAGAGUCUCUUCUACGAAAAAUAUGAAGAGAACCCUAUAAUCCGUAUAUCUUCUCUUAUGCUCUUCUACUGGUGGAGUGCUGGUGCUCCCAACGUCGUCAGCAUGGACAAUAAUUGGUGGUGGACUGGCAUCGCAAUCCGCCUGGCUCAAGAAAUUGGCCUGCAUCGUGAACCACAACCUGGACAAAUUAUGCGACAUGGUGAGACUCCAGGCUUGAGGCGAAGGAUUUGGUGGACCUUAUUCGCAAGGGAGAGGAUUACGGCCAUUUCUCAAGGUCGGCCUUGUAUCAUCGAUAUGGACUAUUGUGAUGUUGAAAUGGUGACGGUGGAAGAUUUCCCCUGCCCUGCAGAUCUCAAUGCCCAUAUAUUUGUGUCCUGGGUACAUCUGUGUAAAAUCGUUGGUGAAAUGGGGAAGCUGCUCUGUCAGAAGGCUGGUGGACCUCGCUCCACGAUGUCGGUGGGCAAACAACUGGUCGACUGGGUUCAAUCCUUGCCAAACUCUUUACAGCUUCCUAUCAGUUAUGAUCGCACCUCAGACUUCAAUCGAGAUGUACACGGAAUGCAUCUUACCUAUUUGACACAUAUCACGCUUUUAUACCUGAGCAAAUCUGCACAAUCGCUACCUAAGGCAUCUACAACUGCGAUAAUUGCAGCUUCGUGUGUUGCACGCAUCUUUGAAGAUUAUCUGGUGCGAGGGACACUACGCUUUCUUUCCGGACAGGCGGGAUGGUAUAUCACGAUUGCAAUCCUGGGCCUCCUCCAUGCACGCCGCGUUCAAAUUCUCGCCACCCACGCAGAUAAUGAUAUCCGGACAUUGCGCACGGCACUGAAGCAGCUGGGCAAGUUAUGGCCCUCUGCGCAUAUGUUUGAUCUUGGAUGUGAAACUCUGUUGAGUUCUGAACACAAUCACAAUGGCAUGUCACAUAAUGCAGCGCCAAAUGGAGACUCCGGUCGUUUUGCAGCCGCUUCGACGCUUGCCGACCUUGCUACCGGCGACGGCUUCGAGUGGAUGGGUUAUUUUCCAUAUGUCACUGUGCAUACUACUCCACUCAUUGGAGCAAUUCUUGUGGAUGACAUGGCGAACUCCUUUUCCGAUCUGGAAUGGACGGUGGAUGUUCCCACACAGCUGCAGGAACUUUGCAUGUUGCCGGAAGACUUUAACUCUGAUUCUUUCAACAUUUUGAGUAUGCCGACUCGAAUAUGA
Molecule: messenger RNA, 2130 nt
Organism: Venustampulla echinocandica
Lineage: Eukaryota; Fungi; Ascomycota; Leotiomycetes; Helotiales; Pleuroascaceae
Exons: 4
Coding region: 1-2130 (709 amino acids)
Biological process (GO): DNA-templated transcription; regulation of DNA-templated transcription
Molecular function (GO): zinc ion binding; DNA-binding transcription factor activity, RNA polymerase II-specific; DNA binding
Source: RefSeq, a predicted model, not a curated record